Molecule: messenger RNA, 1942 nt
Organism: Acanthopagrus latus (yellowfin seabream)
Lineage: Eukaryota; Metazoa; Chordata; Actinopteri; Spariformes; Sparidae
Gene: wrap73
Product: WD repeat containing, antisense to TP73
Exons: 13
Coding region: 178-1527 (449 amino acids)
Biological process (GO): protein localization to mitotic spindle pole body; mitotic sister chromatid segregation; microtubule anchoring at mitotic spindle pole body
Cellular component (GO): MWP complex; mitotic spindle; microtubule organizing center
Molecular function (GO): protein binding
Source: RefSeq, a predicted model, not a curated record
UCACUCACUCAUACAAACAAACUAGCAACAGUUGGAGAAAGAUCGACAGCCCGUGCCCCGAGGAUGAAGAUGCAAAUAAUAAAACUUUUCUAAACUCAUUGUGGGACUUUUUGCCGUCUCUUAGCAGAUCGACGAAAACAACACAGUUGCCAUUAGAGGAACAGUUGUGAUUGUAAGAUGAAUUUCUCAGAGGUCUUCAAGCAAUCCAACCAACUUUGUAAAGUUUCCCCAGAUGGGAAAUAUUUGGCUACCUGUGUGCAGUACAGGCUGGUGGUGCGAGACAUGAGCACCCUGCAGAUCAUGCAGCUCUACACCUGCCUGGACCAGAUAUCCCACAUGGACUGGUCUUCUGACUCACUUUUCAUCCUCUGUGCUAUGUACAAAAGGGGACUGGUACAGGUGUGGUCUCUUGAACAGCCGGACUGGCACUGUAAGAUUGAUGAGGGCUCAAUUGGACUACUCUCCUCGCGCUGGAGUCCAGACGGACGUCACAUUCUCAACACCACCGAGUUCCAUCUGAGAAUCACCGUCUGGUCCCUGUGCACCAAAGCUGUGUCUUACAUCAAGUAUCCCAAAGCAUGUCAGAAGGGUAUAGAUUUCAGCAGGGAUGGCUGCUACAUGGCCUUGGCUGAACGUCGUGACUGCAAAGACUAUGUUAGUGUAUUUGUGUGUGAUGACUGGCAUUUACUCAGGCAUUUUGAGACUGAGACACAGGACCUGGGAGGGUUGGAGUGGUCUCCCAACGGCUGUGUGCUGGCAGUGUGGGAUAGCUGUCUGGAGUACAAGGUGUUGCUGUAUUCUUUGGACGGCCGGUUGCUGUCAACCUACAGUGCCUAUGAGUGGUCGCUGGGUGUCAAGUCUGUGACCUGGAGCCCCAGCAGCCAGUUCCUGGCCAUUGGCAGCUAUGAUGAAAAAGUGCGAAUCCUCAAUCAUAUCACAUGGAAGAAAAUCACACAGUUUGAGCACCCGGCAACCAUCAACAACACAAAAGCUGUUGUGUAUAAAGAAGUGGAGAAGAGGCCAGCUGUUGGCGCUGAUGACCUGUCACUACACAGCAUCACAAUGGGCACCACUCUCUUCAGCACCCAAAGCAAAUAUGAGAUCUGCUCACCGCCAGUCCAAAUACCUGUCGUCAAACCAGAUCCAGACCGAGCCAACCCCAAGAUCGGUGUCUCUUCUUUGGCUUUCAGCUCAGACAGUCGCUAUCUUGCCACUAAAAAUGACAACAUGGCCAGUGUUGUGUGGGUGUGGGACAUGCAGAAUAUGAGCCUGGAGGCCGUGCUUGAGCAGAGCUCGGCUGUGCGGUGCUUUCAGUGGGACCCCCGACGCCCCCGCCUGGCGCUGUGUACAGGCAACAGCAAACUCUACCUGUGGUCCGCGGCAGGCUGCGUCUCCGUCGAAGUCCCCGCUGAAGGUGGCUUCCAGGUCCAGUCACUAAACUGGCACUGCAGCGGAGACUCUCUGAUCCUGCUCGGUAAGGAGCAGCUGUGUUUGUGCUACAUGGACACCGACCAAGAGGACAAGUAAAACAUACAGAAACACAGUGCACACUUGAGUACACCUCAGGCUUACCUAACCACACACACCUGGUGGGGAAUGUAUAAGGUGAUGACUACAAGACUCCUCAAAAUCACAACCAUCACAGGUUGAGCUCGGAGCCGCUGAAGAGCCUCAGUGCAGGUUACUGGGUGCUGCUUCUCUCGUCAAGUUGAAAACAUUUGAAAAAAAAAUGGACCUGACUCUCUUCCUGAGAGAUGUACAAUGAAUAAAUAUCACCUUUUAGGUACCAAAUGUGUACAGAGGCACUACUUUAAAACACUGUGAGAAAAAUAGAGAUUUACCAAAUUUUAUAGAUUUCACUGCAUUUCUAGUUUUAAGUAUUUUGUAUGUGUGUAACUUUGAAAUUGUGUAAUUAUUUUUGAAUAAAAUUUGUCUUAAAUAA